Messenger RNA from Adineta steineri, 483 nucleotides. Lineage: Eukaryota; Metazoa; Rotifera; Eurotatoria; Adinetida; Adinetidae. The record is from the annotation of a GenBank genome assembly.
AUGGAUCAAUUAGAACGUAAACUUAAACGAUAUAAAUCAGAAAUUGAAUCACUGUCUAGCAGAGGAAUUGGUACAGAUAAACUUAAAGACGAAUUAUAUGAAGCAGUUUAUACAAGUCGUUAUUUACCAAUAGAAGAUCAUAAAAAUAAAUCAUUUCAUCAACUUUUAUUACGUCUCUAUGGAUCAAAUCAAGUAACUGAAUUAGCAAAAAUUUGUACAAAAGAUGUGUUAGAAGCUAACAAAGAUCGUGAUCAUGCAAAUGAUAUUAGAAAACGUGAUGAAAGAAUCGAUGAACUUACUCAUAUCAAUAAGGAAUUAAAUGAAGAAAUUGAACGACUUAAAGCAACAAUUGAAGCAGGAAAGAAACCAGCAUGGCGUCCUGUACCUGCAUCAAUUCCUGCAGCACGUGAUCCAGGUAAAAAUCGUCAAGUAUUAAAACCAUCAAGUAUUCAACCUGGAACAAAACCUGGACCUACUUGGUGA